UGUUGCCAUUUAUUUACUUGACUCUGGUGAUAAUGGUCACCCGGUUGUUUCUGAUAAACCUCACCAUUCCACCGAACAUCUUAUCGAAGUUAAGGGUUCAAAGUCAGAAUAUCGCGGGUACAAUGUCAUUCCCAUGAGACACGAUGGAGGCGAGAUUGCUAUGACACCUUGCACACGUACUUCCUUUUUACUGUAAUUGUAUAAUUAGAAGUUGUGAAAAGUUUACAAAACUAAUUAAACCUUACAAAACAAGCACUACAACGGCUGAAAAUCAUCUAUAGCUGAUUGACUCCAGAGACAUUACUUGUGAAUAAAAUCAUGAAGUGUUCAUACUGCGACAAAAUGUAUUCACGCCAUUCACGCAAUUUGGCGAUGAAUGAGCGGCUGUGCCUAGGCCUCGUUCCAGUCCUCCUUGAUCAUGUGCGCGGCCUUCUCGCCGAUCAUGAUGGCGGCGGCGUUGGGCGCUGUGCCCACGACGGUGGGCAUGACGGAGGCGUCGGCCACGCGCAGCCCCUUGACCCUGCGCACCCGCAGGCGCGCGUCCACCACGCUGCCCGGGUCGUGGGCCGGCGCCAUCUUGCAGCGGAAUGCCGAACCUGUCGAGUUGCUCCUUGGGCCCGACGCCCGACAGCAUGAGCAGCUGCGGGGAGUUGACGGCGCCGGCGCUCACGACGACCUCCCUGCGCGCCGCCACCUCGCGCGCGCCGGCCUCGCCCGCCCGCCGGAAGCGCACCGCCGCGGCGCGCCGCACGCCCCCCUCCGCCGCCACCACCACGCGGUGCGCCAGCGCCUGCUUCACCACGUGCAGGUUGGCGCGCCCCCGCGCGGGGCUCAGAGGGUGGUGGCGAGCUCGGGCACGGCGCAGCGCCAGAAGGCGCGCGAGCCGAAGGCGUGGGAGCGGCACGGGGCGGGCACGAGGGGCUCCAGGCGCGCGUUGAGGGCGCCCAGCGCCUCGGUGGACGCCAGCCGCGCCGUGGCCUGCGACCAAACGCACGAGGUCGUCGCGGUCGCGGUCGUCGUGGAAGUAGCCGGAGAAGAUCUUGGGCGGCGCGCGCGGGUUUGCGCUGCGCAGGCGCACGCGGCCUCUGCUGCGUGGGCGCAGCAGGAUGGGCGUGGCCAUGACGAACUCGCGCCUGCGGCUGAGCGCGCGCAGCUGCUCGGCCACCUCCGCGUGCAGCCCCAGGUCGCGCUCCAGCAGCGCCACGGCGGCGGCGGCGGUGGCGCGCGGGAAGUGGAAGUAGUGCACCUGGCCCUGGUUUACCUGCACCUCGCGGUCGUGGUCGUCGCCGUCCCUGCGGAAGCGCACGGCGCGCGCGCGGCGCGUGGCGGGGUCGACGAACAGGCGCGUGGCGAGCGAGCGCUUGGCCACGUGCAGGUUGCGGCGCGCGCGCGCGGCGCCCAGGAAGGCCUUGGCGGCGUUGCAGCGCUCGCCGCGCGCCAGCGUGCCGUGGAUGGCGCCCGUGCCGAACGCCUCGGCGCCGUUAAAGUCGCGCAGCCGCCGGUAGCCCAGCUCGGCGCCCGCCUCCACCAGCAGCCCGCCUGCGGACGCCGCACAUUCAGCACAACGCGAGGCCGACACAAGCGACAAGCAACCGUGCUCGCGGCGCGCGACCCUUCGUUAAAUGUUCAAGGUGAUGACUCGUACAAACCAAGGCGUGUUGUGGCAACUGAAAUAGGUAUUAUUACUAGCACUAUCGCGUUUCUGCUCACCUUGCCGCGCGGCCAGUUGCACCGCUGGUCUUUCAGACUGCGGCAGCUCUUGGGGUCCGGCUCCGUGCGGUACUGCCAGUCCACGUCGGUGUUCUGGAGCGCGAGGAAGAGGGGCGGCACGUCCGAGUCUGGGGGCGGGUCGCCCCCGGCCUCAAGCAGCAGCACCGACCAGUCGGGGUUCUCGGAGAGGCGCGCCGCCACGGCGGAGCCCGCAGACCCCGCGCCCACCACCACGAAGUCGUAG
Molecule: messenger RNA, 1954 nt
Organism: Gryllus bimaculatus (two-spotted cricket)
Lineage: Eukaryota; Metazoa; Arthropoda; Insecta; Orthoptera; Gryllidae
Source: the annotation of a GenBank genome assembly